Molecule: messenger RNA, 1341 nt
Organism: Coccomyxa subellipsoidea C-169
Lineage: Eukaryota; Viridiplantae; Chlorophyta; Trebouxiophyceae; Coccomyxaceae
Exons: 6
Coding region: 47-838 (263 amino acids)
Cellular component (GO): membrane
Source: RefSeq, a predicted model, not a curated record
AACGUUUGCUUCGACAACCCAGCCAGGUUGUUCAGGCUGAGUGAGGAUGUGUGAGCAAGAUGCCGGCAGAGAACAUCUGGAUCAAUCAAGGCAGACAAAGGAAAGCAGCAUAAGUAUUAUACCUGAUGCAAAGGAUGCAAAGGGAGAGCUUCUAUUCAGGCCCCCUGGCGGCCCUUGCGGGUGCUGGCCUCCAUCGCCUUGGGCGCACUACGUCCUUGAGGAUCCGUAUGAACGCGUCAACGUGUGGAGUCAUGGACUUCCAGGCCUUCUUUUCCUUCUGCUAGGGAUUGCUUCGUACAGCGGCUUGUAUGACGAUGCUGGGCGGCAGUGGGUGCACAAUCCCCUGGGCAUCUUUUGCUUCUGUGCUGCCACCACCCAUCUGGGCUCCAUGAUGACCCACAUCUACCCAGACUCAUUCGCCCUGGAGAAGCUGGAUCACUUGGGGAUUGUGGCGCUCAUCAUUGGCACGCCGCUCACAGCUCUGAUGGCACACGAGCACGGCGAGGUGCCCCUAGAUGUCAAGGUGAUCUUUGCGGCGAUGCUGGCAUCGGCAUUGCUGGCGCCGGCGGCACGCGUGGCCGGUUUCACAGCAGGGACGGUGGCGGCCGUGGCUCUGCACUGGCACCAGGUGCUGAAUUGGAAUCUGGGCGUCCAGCUGGCGCUCUACGGCGCCGCUGCAGUAUUCUUUCUCAGGUCCAAGCUGCUGGAGCCGAAGCUGAAGCGGUGGCAGGGCUUCUAUGAUCACCACCUCCUGCACUAUGUUGUCACCGUGGCCUCCACUCUGCACCUCUUCUAUAUCAUGGCAGCGACAAAUGAGGGCGCUGGACACUUCACUUGAUCACACCAUAGCACCUAUUCUUUUUCUGCGCCUGCAUCAGCCUCUCUGCCAUGGCAUUACACAUGUAAGAACUUGUAUCUGUGUUCCAAAUGACUUGUGAUGAUUAAGUGUUGCUUGCAUGCUCUGCACAUGCAGAGCUGGCUGCCGGGACUGGCUCUUAGUACUGCCUGCUUCUCGUGCAAGCAUUGUUUAUGAAGUGGCGAAAGCAUGCCUUAUUUGUUUGUGUAGCAUAGGUAGUUGCGGUGCCCAUUUUCCUUGUUUGCACGUGUUUGAUGUGCUGUUGUCGCCUGUACUUGCCUCGUAAUUGUUGGAAUCAGCCGUAGAGUACUUGAUGAUGACUGGGCGAUCGAAGUUGGAUCUUUACAGUCCCACAGUGCAAAGCGUGCCCCUCAAGUGCAUCUUGCAGAUUAAAACGCAGACAGUCCUCUGUCAGCUUUUGAAGCAGGCAAAGAAAGCCUGCUUGUGAAUAUUAAUGAUAUAUCAUGUUAUAUAUAUAAAGAUCU